GAUGACGCACGCACCGUGUUUGCUCCAGAGCGUAUGACCAGGUGCAGUGAGGACCGGUGAAUCAAGCCACGGCACUAUGCCGAUACCGAGCAAAGAUGAUAAGGAGGGAAGCAAAGCUGAGGCUCAAGCCUUGCUUCUGUCAAACAGUCGAUGAAGGAAUCGUGACUGGACGGUGAUGGAGGUGUGCAUCACCACGAGAGCUCGUCGAUACGUGGCCGUGCACGAGACGCGGCUCUUCUCAGCACCUCUUUCUCUUCUCUCACGCACCCCGAGCAAACUUCACGUGCGGGCGCGCAUCAUGGGACCGCCUGUACCCACCCACGCGCAAGCGCGCAACGCGGAGCAAGCUGCUGCUGUGCACGCACGCACGCACUCAAGACUCAUGACUGAGCUUGCCUGCAUCCUCGCUCGACUUCGCGUCGCAAAAAGGAGCCCAUCACAUGCACAUCGUAAGAGUCGUCCACCGAGAAGACAUAUCCAGCGAUCAUGGCUGUGUAGGCGCACCAAGCGCUACCAUCGAUGCUGCCUUUGAACACAGAACAGGAUUCCCGCAGGGCUAUCGUCUACCGAAUGCAACACUGGUGGAAAUUUUGAAUGGCAGCUCAGCUGCACCCAGACGUAGAUCGCGCACAAAGACUGAUCAAGUGGUCAAAUGCACGCAUGAGCGCAUAUUCUCUCGAGCAUCCACUUUUCGCAGGAGAAGCGAUGUGCACGCAGAAGCAUCCAAAGAAUUAAGGGCGAGCGACAUGAUGGAUCUGAAACAAAGAGGCAGUAAUGAUCACCUCGGCGCAUGUCCAUUCCACUGCUGUCCAUAUCCAGCCCCAUGAUGUCCUGGAUGCGGCGUCUGACCAACAUUUGUGUGAUGCUCGUUUGGAAACAGACCUCCAGCCUGAUGAGGACUGUAUCCCUGCAAAUCCCGUUGCAACGUCGAGUGUCCAUUUUGAUGCGGAGCGUGAGGCCAAUAGCCUUGCUGAGCAGCAGCAGCACCCGGUUGCUGAUUCGCCUGGAAGUACGCGCCCGACGAGCUUUGCUGCGCUCCUGCCUGAUACACAUUUUGUU
Messenger RNA from Ceraceosorus bombacis, 1059 nucleotides. NCBI's taxonomy places the organism in Eukaryota, Fungi, Basidiomycota, Exobasidiomycetes, Ceraceosorales, Ceraceosoraceae. The record is from the annotation of a GenBank genome assembly.